AGAGAGACCAUGCCACAAUAUUAGUUACCAUCCACCUGUGCAUGCCUACUCUGGCAUGCAUUAUGCUGUACACUGCACUCGUGUACCUACUUACUUACGUGUACACUGACUAGACUCCCCUGUCCGUCCGUCCCUGGAGCUGGAGAUGUCCUCCACUAGAGCUGAGUGCGAGGGAGAUGGUCUGUCUGAGUUCAUGCAGUCUAUGAAGGUACUGCCAAAGAUGGUGGUACUUAAUUUGGACUACACAGUGUGGGAGCUACAUGUGGACAUGACCAUUCAACCAUUCCGAUCAGACAAGAAAGGUGGUGCAGUGGAUUGGCAUGGACACAAGUUGGCACUGUUCCCUGAUGUGAGGACCAUCAUGACCGCUCUACAAGAGAAGGGGAUCAAAUUAGCAGCUGCCUCGAGUACCACAGACCCCCAAACAUCACGGCAACUAAUGGCUGUGUUAAAAAUUGAUAAAUUUUUCUCACACUUUCAAAUAUUUCCAACGAAAAAGUUUAAGCACUUUAAAAAUAUACAGAGUGCGUCUGGUGUAGAGUACAAGGACAUGCUCUUCUUUGAUAACAUGGAAGACAAUAUUAGUGACAUCACAACACUAGGUGUGACAUGCUUCUAUAUUGAAGAUCAAGCCGGCGGCCUCACCAUGGACAGAUUCAAGACAGGACUGGAACAAUUUAGCCACAAACAUUCCCAAUAAUUCAUGCUGUACCAGUCAUGUGGUAUAAUAAUAAAUUUUGAUUCUUUUGUUUACCUAUGACCGUACCAAGGGCCUAUAAUGUUGAUAUAAUAAUCUAUUUCACUGAA
Messenger RNA from Halichondria panicea, 807 nucleotides. RefSeq names its product magnesium-dependent phosphatase 1-like. Lineage: Eukaryota; Metazoa; Porifera; Demospongiae; Suberitida; Halichondriidae. Gene Ontology annotation, molecular function: acid phosphatase activity. The record is from RefSeq and is a predicted model, not a curated record. The transcript has 6 exons. The coding region runs from base 146 to 700 and encodes 184 amino acids.